This is a messenger RNA of Pyricularia pennisetigena, 1572 nucleotides long. RefSeq lists its product as uncharacterized. Gene Ontology annotation, cellular component: nucleus. The transcript is spliced from 3 exons. Lineage: Eukaryota; Fungi; Ascomycota; Sordariomycetes; Magnaporthales; Pyriculariaceae. Gene Ontology annotation, biological process: positive regulation of transcription by RNA polymerase II. The record is from RefSeq and is a predicted model, not a curated record. Bases 1 to 1572 code for a protein of 523 amino acids. Gene Ontology annotation, molecular function: DNA-binding transcription factor activity; transcription cis-regulatory region binding.
AUGGCCAACAUGAUCGGGAAGGAACGUGGCGCCCCGGUCAUGAUAGGCCAUACGGAACUGGAGCUUGAUAAUGAGUGGAUGACGCCCGACACUCGGGCGCAUGUUGAUGUCGAUUUUCCGUUGGUCUCGGCGGCCAACCAACCAUCUGAGAGCGGAGCUACCAGGCCCGCUGACCAGUCACUCAGCCCACCCACUGCACCCGGGUAUGAAACGACGUUUCAAGGUGCGGACGGCGACUUGUUGAGAUAUUUUGUCAACUCGGUUGUUCCGCCACUUUUAGAGGUUGAGAAGCAGAAGAAAUGGAAUACUAUGAGACAUGUACUUCUUUCCAUGGCCACCAAAUCCUCCAUGGUUCGAUCCGCUAUCCUAGCAUUUGCGAGUCUAUUGCGAUGCCGUCGAGAGACUCCAUGGCUACAAACAACACAGGUCCACUAUCAGGCUGCAAGUGACGAGCUUUCUCGCGUAGGGGAUACCUCCGACCGGGAUCUAGCAAAAUACAGCAAACAAAGAAAGAACCUACUGGCCACGCUAUUUUUUCUUUGCUAUAUCGACAUCCUAGAGGAGAGGAUGGAUACGACACAUGCAAACCUCAAGCGUGCCUACGAGCUGUUCAGUCUUGGCGAAGGUGGUGACUUUCAUCCUGUCGAAAUGCAAAUACUCUCAUGGAUUCGUCUUCUGGAUGCCCGUGCUGUGUCGGCAGGAGGCGAGGGCCUUUUCCUGAACGACAAGGACGAGAGCUUGCUGGUACAGGCCUCGCCAGCAACGGCGGACAACCCCGAUGACGAGCCGACACAUCCCGGUCAUGACAUUGAGGAUGUUCUAUUUGAGGUGCUAUACCAGCCUGGCCAUAUAUUCUACCAAAAGGUCCAGUCAUUCAUGGGCCGCAUCUCAAAGAUCGAUCCAUGGCAUCGGAGCCGUGGCACCGUUGAGGAUGAAACCGACGUGAUGAACAUAGCAGCCGCCAUUCUCAAAGACCUACGUGCUCUAUACGAUAACAGACCGAAGUUGAUGGAUCAUGCCGUAGCGGGGCAACUGAAAGCGCCACACGUGAGCUUUGAGGUAGCUGCUUCAAUCACACGGGCAUUUCGAGCAUAUCUCGCCAACUUCCACGCCAGCAAGGUCCAUCUUCAUCGUGUGGCAUACAAGCACCUGCCGUUGACAGCUGAUACGAAGGAGGCGCUUGUGCAGAUCCGUCUUCUAGCACAACUCAUGGUUGAUGAGUCCUGCAGCUACAAUGCGCCAACGUCGCCGGGGCAACAGAACAUCGACUCAGUAGGAUCCAGGACGGGUCAGGAGAGAACCUUAAUCAGCGAUCCACCAGGACAAACGUCAGAGUCACUUCCAGUUACGUUGUUAUGGCCGCUACUAAUGUUAGGCUCCGAGGAGAAGGAUCCAAAUGAGCGAGAGUGGAUCCGAGGGCAGAUUAUCAAGAUGGAAACGGUUGCGUCAAACGCCAGGGCCACAGCACAAGUUCUGGAAGAGGUGCAACGGCGUCAAGAUUUAACAGGUACCCGCCAGGACAUUCGGUCCGUCAUGCACGCCGUGUUCAGCCGGAUUUGGGCUAUUGUAUAG